This is a messenger RNA of Alternaria ethzedia, 2691 nucleotides long. RefSeq lists its product as uncharacterized. Gene Ontology annotation, molecular function: serine-type endopeptidase activity; tripeptidyl-peptidase activity. The record is from RefSeq and is a predicted model, not a curated record. The transcript has a single exon. Lineage: Eukaryota; Fungi; Ascomycota; Dothideomycetes; Pleosporales; Pleosporaceae. The coding region runs from base 1 to 2691 and encodes 896 amino acids. Gene Ontology annotation, cellular component: membrane; cytosol; cell wall. Gene Ontology annotation, biological process: proteolysis.
AUGGGAAAGAUCUCUUGCGCCAUCGCGGCCCUUGUUCUGGGCGCGCAAUUUGCCGUCUCAACGCCCAUUCAUGCUCGACUCCAACCGAAUGCGAUUGUACAACGAGCUGCAAAUGACACGCCUGUGGCAGGCGGCAUCAUGCCCGGUGCCUACAUUGUCGAGUUCGCGGAUGACGAUGAGACACCGGAGUCAUUCUACGCGUCUCUUGCAGCUAGCGGCGUACAAGUUGAACCUCGCAUGGACCUGAGCUUCCGUUUCUUCAAAGGCGUCUCGUUCCAAGUCAAGAGGUCGAGCUCGAACUCGACUGGCGGGGACUUUCUGCGUCAGAUGAAGGCCCAGCCGCAGGUCGAGAACAUAUGGCCGACGCGCAUCACCACACGUUCGGGCGAGGAAAGUGUUGUAGCACCUUCCCAGCAGAAGCGCACCAAGCGGCAAACCACCUCCGAGCGCACCUUUUCUCCUCAUGUAAUGACCCAGGUUGAUAAGCUGCACGCAGAGGGCGUCACCGGCAAAGGUUUCCGCGUCGCUAUCGUUGACAGCGGUCUCGACUACACCCACCCAGCACUCGGCGGAUGCUUUGGACCGGGCUGUCUGGUAGAAGCGGGGUACGACUUCGUCGGCGAUAACUACAUACCAGGCAAGACACUCCCUGAGCCCGAUGACGACCCCAUGGACAAUUGCGGUGGACAUGGUACCCACGUUGCAGGCACCAUCGCCGCUCAGCUCGAAGGCAACGAGUAUGGCUUCACAGGCUCUGCUCCCGGAGCAAAGCUAGGCGCAUACAGGAUGUGGGGCUGCACAUCGACUUCCACGAACGAGAUCGAGCUGAUGGCAUUUGCUCGGGCUGUCGAGGACGGCGCAGACAUCAUCUCUUACUCCAACGGCGAUGAGUCGGGCUGGGCGCAGGAUGUACGUGCUGUCAUCAUCUCCCGCAUUGUCGACUCCGGUAUUCCUGUUGUGAUAUCUGAAGGCAACGGCGGAGGCCAGGGCAUGUUUUACGCUUCUACACCGGCAACGGGAUACAGCGUCAUGGGUACAGGGGCAGUGUCCAAUACGAAGUUCCCCACAUUCCUCGAGCGAGGCUCCUACACGACUGGUGCCAAUGCUACCAGCAACGGCACGACCGACUUUGGCUUUCUGAUGGGUGUACCCGAAUUUGCUGCCGACACAACACUCCAGCUGUGGUCUGCUGCCGAUGUAGAUGACGCUUGCAAGCCCUUGCCCGAUGAUACGCCAGAUCUGAGCCAGCGCAUCGUGCUUUUGGAGUUCAAGGAUGCAAGAGCAACCCAGUGCUAUCCGCAAGAUCAGGGCGCGAAUCUCGCCGCGAAGGGUGCACGAUUUAUGAUCUACUAUGAGCGCAGCAACCUUACGAUGCGGGACGAGCCAUACGUCUACGCCGACGGGAUCGAAGGAGUAGUCAAGGCUGUCCCAUACGUUGCCGAGCGUUGGCUUUCCCUCCUUUCGCAGGGCAGCACCGUAUCCGUGACAAUACCCGCGAAUGGAACCCAGACGCACCUCGAGGAGCUUGAGAACAAUGAGACCGGCGGAUAUGUCGCGGGCGAGCUGAGUAGCUGGGGCCCAACCUGGGAGCUGAGCAUGACGCCACAGAUUGUAUCACCCGGAGAGAACAUCCUGAGCACGUAUCCGACGGCUUUGGGUAGCUACCGCGUCAUGACUGGUACCAGUAUGGCAACGCCGCUGGUUGCAGGUGUCUACGCAAUGCUUGGUGAGGUAUACGGCAAGUUGGAACCAGAGCGCCUUCGCAGGAUCCUCACACACACGUCCAAGCCACUUGCAUGGCACGACGGUACGAAGGCAUACCCCGACAUCCUCGCUCCAGUCGCCCAGCAAGGCGCCGGGCUGAUUCAAGCGUGGAACGCUGCCCACACCACUCUUGAGCUCGAUGUCGACAGUCUCAUGCUGAACGACACGGAACACUUCGUCGGCACCCGAACCUUCAGCAUAAAGAACACUGGCUCCACCGACGAGGUCCUCGACUUGGACCACCGCAAAGCCGUCACAGUAUACACUUUCCAACCCAACGUCCCCGACCUACGUACAGGCGUGUUCCCCAACCCUGCCGUUGACUCAUGGGCCACUGUCUCCUUCUCCUCCCGCAUCAACGUCCCCGCUGGCCAGUCCGCCAAGGUCACCGUCGACAUCACACCACCCGCAGAUGUCAACGCAACCCUACUCCCCGUCUACAGCGGCUUCCUCAGCAUCGGCGACAAGCUCCACCUACCCUAUCUAGGCGUCGUCGGAAACAUGCGCGACGUGCCCAUCGCAACGGCCGACAGAGUCUACCUCGCGCAAGGAUACUCGCCCGCGCCUGCAAACUCCUCGUACACAAUCCCUAGACCAGACCCUGAGAACCCGCCUUUGACCGACCGCGGUGACAUGCAAAACACACCGAAUGUAUACGUUGGCACGUUAGUAGGCUCGUCGUUGGUGCGCGUCGAGGUGGUGCAGGAAGACAAGGUGUUGGGUGCGUUGGCUGGAUUUCCGCAGACGUACGUUGCCAGAGGUGAGGUGCGCGCGUACUUUAAUGGGUUGAUGGCGGAUGGGACGGUGCUUGACGAGGGGGCGUACAAGAUGAAGGUUAGUGCGCUGCGCAUAUUCGGGAAUGAGGAGCGUGAGGAGGAUUGGGAUGUUUUUGAGUCGGUUAGUUUUAAGGUGAGGUACGCUGUGUAG